Molecule: messenger RNA, 733 nt
Organism: Haliotis rubra (blacklip abalone)
Lineage: Eukaryota; Metazoa; Mollusca; Gastropoda; Lepetellida; Haliotidae
Product: mitochondrial protein import protein ZIM17-like
Exons: 2
Coding region: 36-602 (188 amino acids)
Biological process (GO): protein folding; protein import into mitochondrial matrix; protein stabilization
Cellular component (GO): mitochondrion
Molecular function (GO): protein-folding chaperone binding; zinc ion binding
Source: RefSeq, a predicted model, not a curated record
GUUGCAUGUGAGUAGCAGACAACUUUAUAUAAACAAUGUCAGGCGUGUUCUCUAGAGGCUACGGUUUUCGACUGAUUCGACGCAUCUUAACAGUUCGAGUGAAAUACGUUCAUGAUAACAUUACCUCUAUAGUUUCAAGAAAAGGUAUUAGCACAAACGCAUUGAAUGCCAGAUGUGCAGUGCGGAGGAAAAGCGUCUGGACAUUUUCCAAUGAGACUAAAACGAAACAUGCAUAUUGUUCUCGAAUCUCAGCAUGUUUCUAUUCAAAUGGUGACAAUGAACACAAUGUCGGCGAUAAAGGAAAGCCCCAAGAUGUUGACAGUGUUGGGAAAAUCGAACCGAAAAUGCAGAUUGCAUACACAUGUAAAGUUUGCAACGCAAGGAACUUUCAAACGUUCACAAAAAUUAGUUACGAAAAAGGGGUCGUCAUAGUCAAGUGCAAAGGCUGCAACAAACAUCAUUUAAUAGCAGACAACCUUGGCUGGUUUCAUGAUGUUGGAGCUAAGAAUAUUGAAGAAAUCCUGGCAGCAAAGGGAGAAAAAAUAUCAAAAAUUUCAACCGGAGAGGAUGGACAGUUGGAAAUUGAAGGCAAAGAGGAUUAAUGUUUGUUUCUGUUUCCAUUGUUACAUCGACCUGUAAUAAACAAAAGAACAUUGUAUUUAUGGAGUGGGAAGGAUUGAGACAAAUGCUUUCUCCUCAACUUUGAACGAAUUUUUACAUAAAGUCAGUGGAU